CCUGCAAGAAGCCCAAUUGCACCAUUAUUCUGCUUUCUUUGAUAUAGAAAUCGACAAGGUCAUUUGUCAGCUAUAAUUCGACAAUACCUGACACUUGAAAGUAGACAUUCCGCCAUGCCUACCCUGCCCUCGUUCAUGCGCUCUUUUGGUCGCUCAAGCCCAACCCCCCAAGAACCCACCGCCCGAACCCCAGUCUACUUCCUCGGCAUCGGAGGGCCCAGCUUCAUCGAAUCCACCACGCACCCCGCCUACACCAAGCUGUCCGAAAUCGGCCAGGAAAUCACCAAGAAAGUCAAACCGAAAGCCGUCCUGGUCCUGUCCGCUCACUGGCAAGAAGGCCCCGGAAAGCUCCAGAUCAACGCUGCCGAAGAUGCAGAUAUCAUCUACGACUUCUACGGGUUUCCGGACCAUUUUUAUGAGUACGACUACCCGAACACGGGGAGCCGCGAACUCGCCGAGGAUGUCGUGCAGAGGCUUAAAGGUGCGGGUAUCGAGGUCGAGAAGGUGAGGAGAGGGCUCGAUCAUGGUGUUUGGGCGGGCUUCAUGGCUGCAUUUGAUCCGAAGAAGAAUCCACUCAAGGUGCCCAUCGUGCAGUUGUCGCUUUUCGACAACGAGGACGUGGAUCAGCACUAUCGGUUAGGCGAGGCUUUGAAAGGGUUCAGAGACGAAGGUAUCCUGAUUGUUGGCGCUGGGUUGGCGGUGCAUAACUUGCGCGAUAUACGAGUUACGAGAGCGACUGGGAAGACGAUGCCAUACACUCCUACUUUCGACGAAGCGUUGAAGGAUGCUGCAACCGCAGCACCAGAAGAGCGCAGGACGAAGAUGGCUGAGUUGAUCAAGCGCGAUGAUGCUAGACAGGCGCAUCCGACGAUAGAACAUCUGCUUCCUAUAUACGUCGCAGCUGGCGCUGCAGGCGAAGAUCUUGGGGAGCAGAUUUGGACGCUUCACGAGGGAAGCAUGAGUUGGGCGCAGUAUAGAUUUGGGAGUGUAGGGAAGGCUGGAGUGAGUAAACUGGCAUAGUUGUACAUGAGCAUUGGUUAGAUAAUAGAAGGCAUCUCUGCCUGUACUUCGAC
Aaosphaeria arxii CBS 175.79 is the source of this 1073-nucleotide messenger RNA. Its product is annotated as putative aromatic ring-opening dioxygenase LigB subunit. Bases 115 to 1020 code for a protein of 301 amino acids. Gene Ontology annotation, molecular function: oxidoreductase activity, acting on single donors with incorporation of molecular oxygen; zinc ion binding; ferrous iron binding. The transcript is spliced from 4 exons. Lineage: Eukaryota; Fungi; Ascomycota; Dothideomycetes; Pleosporales. The record is from RefSeq and is a predicted model, not a curated record.